Messenger RNA from Hydatigera taeniaeformis, 354 nucleotides. NCBI's taxonomy places the organism in Eukaryota, Metazoa, Platyhelminthes, Cestoda, Cyclophyllidea, Taeniidae. The record is from the annotation of a GenBank genome assembly.
AUGGAAGGUGACGAGGUGGUUCAACUGCCCGACGCUUUGAUUGCUGUGGACGGGAGCCGAGUGUACGAGCCUUUGAUCAUGUUCAACUACCUCAUCGAGGAUGAUGAUGUGGCUUUUAGCUUGGAAUUCCAGCCACAGCCGCUGCCUCCUCAGGCCUGUCCUCAGUUUCUUGUUGUUGCAAGGCACAUAUUCCCUCCCAAUUUGGCUGCACAGUCGGAUGGACGAGGUGAGGACUUCUGGGCCAUCAUACCUCCACAAACUUCGGUUUGCAGUAGGUUUCCAUUUUGGAGCUUUGGACUCCACUUUCUGCUCCAUUUCAAACCUUUCCUUACCUGCUGUACGAACCGUCAGUAG